Haliotis rubra (blacklip abalone) is the source of this 1374-nucleotide messenger RNA. RefSeq names its product perlwapin-like. Gene Ontology annotation, cellular component: extracellular region. Lineage: Eukaryota; Metazoa; Mollusca; Gastropoda; Lepetellida; Haliotidae. Gene Ontology annotation, molecular function: peptidase inhibitor activity. The coding region runs from base 1 to 537 and encodes 178 amino acids. The transcript has 4 exons. The record is from RefSeq and is a predicted model, not a curated record.
AUGAUUAACGAGCACAUGUCCUUCACAUUCAUUCCGUCUUACUCCACUUGCAUAAAGAAGCUGCACAACAUGUCGCUUGUCACAUUGGUGAUUCUCUGCUGUGUGACCAGCUGCAUUGCGUACAGUCACAGACCUGACCCAUGUGCAAUCAAGUGGUGUCCCCCCAACAUGGCGUGUAAAGUCCGGUUCUCUCACUGCAUCCUGGGUCCAUGUCCACCACCACGUCCUGAGUGUGUACCCCAAGUGAAGCUUGGCGUGUGUCCCGUGGAGUCUCCCAUCACAGGGCUGUGUACAGCGAGAUGUGACCACGACGCCGAUUGUCCUGGCGACAGGAAGUGUUGUGGAAGCUGCCCCAGAGUAUGUAAAGUACCCAUAUCAACUGUGAAGAAUGGGGUGUGUCCUAAACUCUCCCAGUGCCCGGAGUCCCUACCAUCUUGUCCUCUGAAUCCACAUUGCAGCACAGACCGAGACUGUCCCGGCAACAGGAAGUGUUGUGGAAAUUGCCCCAGGAUGUGUAUUGAUCCUGUUGGCUACUGACUUGUAUUUAACACUUCAGUUUCAAUAAGUAUAGUGGCGACCUGUGAUGUCUAGUGUUACCUUCAGAGACUCUGCACGAGGCAGUGAUGUUAAUGAUGAGAUACAUUCCUCAAUCACUGAAUACUUUGAGUUAGGUCUUGUAUUUCCGAAAAGUUUACAUAAAUGAUCAGGUAUUUAGAUUAUCACUUACUCACAUGCUUCACAUGCGGUGUUAGUUUUUCGUGAGCGUCAUCUUCAAACCGAGGCAAUAGGCCGAUCCAGUCCCCGCCGAUAAGCCCCGCCCACUUCGUUUUUGACGUUAGGGGGGACAACCACUGACGAAUCACCAUGGCGUCACCGCCGGGGAAACGUGACUGCGAACGUUGUUGAUGAAUUCUCUUGUGGUACUUUGGUAUCCGUCGUUUGUGAAUGAUAUUUAAAAAGGAUAAUUAUACGUAUUUUAUGUUAAUAGAUUUUAGUUGACAGAUUGCAACUGGCGUGUGAAAAUGAGUUACAUGCCCGAUGAAAAAUCGUCCCGACCAGCUGCUGAGAGUAGGAAGCGUAUUUUCUUUCGUACCAAAUACUCUAUUUAGCAAUUCACGUCCGUCUAAAUAUCAGAUAUUAGCAGAGGACGGGUAACUGAAUUAUGUUAUUUGUUUGUUUUUCUCAAAAAUUCCCAUCGUAAUUAUAUAAAAAUCCGUGAACACAACCACGUGUUCAAGUUGCAGAUCGUUUCGGUAUCUAUAAAUAGAUUGGCGCCUUUAUGUAUUUAUUCGUUGUUCAAAUUUAGUUACAUCAAUAAUGUGAAAACAUAGAAUUCUACCUUUUAAUGAACAAAGCAGAAAAAUAUUUCCCGUC